CUCACCCCUCGUUCUGUUCCCCCAGCCCACGCUGGCUGUGCUGAGACCCGGGCUUGAGCCCAAACAGCCCCAUGGGCACCACGGUGGGGUGGAAGCUGUUGGGAAACCUGGGGUGUUCACAGCAGGGCCGGGUGCCAGCAGGAAACCCAUGAGAGCCUUGCGGGGUCGGGAGGGCCCCGUGCCUCCCGCACUGAGCCUGGGGACAGCCAGGAAAGUGUCACCAUGGGCAGGGCCUCUACCCAGAUUAGUGCUGGGCUUUUGCUUUUGGCCACUGUCAGAGGAGGGGACUGGGCUAGAAGGAGCCCUUGCGUGUGCAUGACGCGGUUUUAUCAAAAAUAAGGAAACGUGAAAUAUGAAUUUUACUCAUUUAUUCUUAAGAGUCUUUGCUGUCAUCAUCUCUGAUGAAGAUAGGGCAAUGGUGAGUCACAGCCAUAAAAAUGAGAUUGUGAGACCACUUCAGAUGGAAAAUACUUACAGCCAUGAAAUCAGAGUAAUCGGGAAAUCUGUGCUGCUCAGCUCCUAAGUGUGAAAUUCUACUUGGUAGUCUGCAAGUUUUAAGGUGGAAGAAGAAAGAAAGAUUUUGUUCAGAUAUUUUUUUUGUGUGUAGAUAAGGACAUUUUAAGGCAUGUAAAUUUAGUCAUUCUUUUUUCAGUUUUAUUGGGAACUUUGAGACCCAGUACAAGGGUUAAUGUCUUAAAUUCAAGGACUGACGAAAUGACACAACCAAGGUCACUACUGUACAUUAAGAUGUGCACUGUAAGGUACAGUACAUUAAUCAUCAAAGCUGGAGACUAUAUACUAGAUGAGCUCUAUCACAACAUCAAUCAGUUCAGAGCUUACACAGUUGAGUUAUGACUUCUGAGAAUCAGAGACUUUCUCUUCUGCAGUGAUAUUUGCCUCUUUUUCAGCUGACUUCACAAUUAACCAGACUUCUCCAGCUCAAAAAUAUACUUUUUUUUUUUUAAAUUUAAUAGCUGUGUCUCUAGGUUUCUGAGACUUUCAAUUUCUUAAGAUACUAAGAGACUUUCUAGAUCAGAAGAUUGGCCCUACCUUUAUCACACUGCAGUGCUGGAUGUAGUAAAAACCCCCUAACAUCAGAAGUCAAAAAGCAGAACAAAAAAAACACUGCUCAUCAGAUAAAGCAAAAGAAAAAAGUUGAUUUAGAGUCUGCUUCUACAGAAGGCCUCACUCCUCUAUGUACAAGUGAUUAUUCAAAUACCUUGCUGACAAUAGAUAUAAUUAUUUCUAAUUAUUCUUGAUUAAAGUCCUGGAUCUGGGUGGUUACAUCUUGAUGUAUGCAUCAUAAAUGCAGGAGAUAUGGCCUAGAUGAGGAUGAAAAGUCAUUUUAUUUUUCAGUUUAUUAAUUUUUGCUAGAUAAAAGGACUCAGAAAAUUUAAUUUUUAUGAUCCUAAACAGAAGCUCACUGACCUUGUCUUUGUUACAUUUCUUUUUGUAAGUUAAGUAGUAGAACCUCUUCAGUUAUGGAGGUGAAACUCACUGUGUUUUUUAAUGUUUAGGAAGGCUAAAAAACACCUUAGAGUUGUGUGAUUGACACGCAAAUAAUGUGUUUACCGUCUACAAAAUCAACUCUGUAGUGAUGAGUAGGUUAUUCCUAGGAGAAUAUAACCACUGGAGAAGCAGCAGUUAAUUCAAAGUAAUUUAUCUCAAAUUUACAAAGGAAUUUAAAUUUCACGUUUCCUUCUCUUGUACAUUCAACUGUGUUUUUACUACUGUUUAGCAUUUUACAAUUUCACUGGUGCUUAGAAGAUUAUAGUAUGUAUCAGGGAAACAUCUGAACUUUUAAAAAAAUUUUUUUACAUCUUUAUUAAAAGCCAUGACAAAGCUACUGGGUCUGAUUCUGCUACAGCAGAGAGUAGUGUAGGCUGGGGCUGACUGCUGAAGUCAAAGCAUUCUGCAAGCAAAGUACAAAACUGAUUGUAAAGGCCUUUGGUUAAGACCAUUUUUAUUAAAAAUGUGCAUUGAUUUCAGUGGUGUUGUGUCUAAGAAGAUUGUAUCUUCAGACAUGAGGGAGUGCUACAUCUAAACAAAAUAGAUCCUGUCCACCAGCAGCUUGCAGUAUUGGGUGUAUUCCUACAGCAGCAAGCAGAAACUCACUGCCAACUUAAGACUGGAAGUAUCUGACAGCAAAUUGCUAUUGCAGAAAAAUUCUGCUGGCUAAUGAGCUGUAGUUAAUACUUACAUGACAAAUAUGUUUCUGUUUAUUAAUUUUCUUUGAGGUAAUGAAGAAAAAUCUCCAUGUGCAUUUACAAACAUGUAAUCACAUGUUAACUUCUGUCCACUUUUAUUGUAAGCAUGUCAGGCUGCACAAGUAAAGCCCUUCAGGAAAGAGGUGAAAAUAGAUGAGACCUGCUGAAACUCCUUUUGCAUUCUCUUUCCUCCAGAAGCCUUUCCAACGUGUACAACUGCCCCUUCACAAAAGCUUAUCUGUCUAAACAGAACCCAUUGAGUCAAACCACAGCGCUCAUUAGGAGAUGGAUAACAGGGCUGUAUCUGCCCUGCUGGGAGAGGAUCAGCAAAGGAACAGCGACAAAGAUGUCAUCAUGCUAGAAAAUAGUGUCACGACCUGUGCUGGCAGAGGAAAGUUCUCAACCAAUUUUAAGGCUCAAAGUAAUGAAAAUGUAGCUGCAAAGCACUCUCUGCAAAGAGUUUUCUCACUAAGUCAUGCUAACCAAGAAGACAAAGUACUUGCUUCUAAAAUCUCUGAUCCUCUUAAAGUUACUGAAGAACCUCGGGCACAGAUCUUAAAACCUGAUCUAGAGAUACCACAUCAAGCCAAAGCCACAUCAAUACCACUAUCUUUUUUCCCAUCUAAACUACAGCAACUCCUUGUAGCUACAGCGAGAAGUGUCUCUGAAGCAAGGCAAGCUACAGAAACACAAUCUGUAAUUUACAUAUGGCCAGUAAUAAAGGUGCAAGAGAGUUCUAUAUCCUUCUGGCACAAUUUUUCAAAGUCUUUAAUACGAAGCAGCCCAGACUUAACAAGACACUGUUCUAGUCCUGAAGUAACUGAAUAUGAGAAAUGUUCCCAGAUAACCCCAGUGAAAGAGCUUGCACAAGAGGAGCCAGACAGAAAGACGUCAAGAUUCUAUCCUCUUAUUGUAAAGUCAUGUAACAGUGCUGUUUCAGAAAUUUUAGAGUCACUCACCAAUAUCAAGAAUAAGGAUUAUAAGAAUAUGUUAACACUUUCAUGUAUUAGUCCUAUCAGAGAGCAAUUGGAAAUUCCUCUCUUUGAGGGAAAUGCUUUAAUGAUCUAUAAUCAUCAAGUCUACAUUCUGUAUGUAAUGAGGCAUGAAGAUCUGGCGGCAGAGAUGAAAGUAUCUGGCCACCAUAUGUUGUUUAUGAAGACUGUUGUUUGGCUUGUUACAUGUCGCUCUGUUCGUAAACUAACAUUCCAAGAUGCACAUCCACUGCUGUUGAGAGAGCAUGCUGUGAAACACAACAUAAAAUGUCUUACAGCCUGUGCUACCCCUACAGCCCAAAAGAAAACAUCAAAUGAAAUACAUUUCUCUUCACACAAGAGGACUGCAAUCUCUCAGGCUGAGAACUGCUCCCCUCUUGCUGGGAAAAGGCAGCAGGUGGUAACCCAUGAUGAUCAGUUCCUCAGCAAGACUGCAUUCCCAUCCAAAGAAGACUUGCAGAAAAGAAAUGAUGAAAAAGCGCGUUGGGAUAAAGAUAAGAAAAUAAGAAAGAGAUUUGGUCUUGUUAAAGGUGUAAGAGUUGUUCUCAACAGGCUAAGUGCCUCAGAGCUUAGGAAGUUGACCGCCGAACCAUCUGCACUUAAAAAACAAGGUAACCAUUAUGACAGAGAACUAAGGGAAGUGCCACACGUACAUACCUCUCUGUACACAAAUAUGGAGUAUACUUCACCUUGAAGUAUUUAUUACACAGCAUUAGUAUAAAUUUCAAAAUUUUUGAGCAUUUAACCCAUAACAUAAAACAUUUUUUUGUUAGAGAACUUCACUACAGCUACUUCUAAAGUGUCAGGAUCUGGUGCUUCCCCUCCCCCCCUGCCCAGGACUUUCUCCAAAAACUGCAGAUAAAAUGCCAGCUACUGCUGAAGUCUUUUCUGACUCUGCCUUCUCUUUGGAAUUCAUGCAGCUGCAAUGGAAAGUAGAAAAAGUGCCUGCUGAUCUUACUGAUAGUAGUGGUUUGCAGUCUGUGCGCCAGUGUGUCUUGUGGGCGGAAACAGGAAGCUCUUCAUGCCUGUGCUGGGCUCUUCCUGGUUUGAGCAUUGCUCUUCAUUUCAAGUGAAGGUGCCAGAGGCCCAAGCCACGUGUUUAUAGUCAUUGACCUGCUUUUGAGAAAGUCUUACCCUAUGGCUUUGCUUAGAAGUACUAUUUGGCAGUUUUGCCUGGUAUCAUCAGAGCCUCUGGGAACAGGUGUUUGCUUUCUCUAGUCCCUGACAUUUUAAAACUCUCAGUUCAUAUUCACCUUUUGUGUCCAUUUUAUAUUUUUCUACAACAAAGCUCUUAAGAUUUUUUCAGCAGGUAGACUGGACAUAAAUUUCCAGAAUCCUGUAUAAUUUCAAUAUACUUUUUUUCAAGUGAUCAGUAAUAAAUCAGCAUUUCUCCUCAAUCUGCUUAUUAUCUCAUAUCCAGCACUUAACUUCCAUUUCUGUCAACUGGAUUUUAAGCCAUCAUCACCCAGCCUUUCCAAGAUCUUUGACAAUGGUCUGUUUUUGUUGUCUCUAGAUGGGGAGCAUCAUUGAUGUGUUGUCAGCAUUCAUGAAAAUAUACUAUGCCUUCUUGUGAAAUAUUUCAAGGUCAGCUAGAGCAAAACUCUCAAAAGAAUAUGUUAAACCACAGGUACAGCUCCUGGUUUAUUUUUUCCUUUGUGCUAGUCCUCAAAUGAAAGUAAUAAAAUUAGUAUUGGCUGUCAUUUCUCCUAAAAUUUCCUUUCCAGUAAAUAUGCCAAGGCAGACCCUUAGGAUAAUCAAAUUUUUAUGGUGUUUCUCCAUUUAUACAUGUUAUAAUUUCUCAACAUGUGUUCAGAAAUCAGAUAAGAUCAAGUACCUAGCAAAAUGUUUCAUUUUUGGCUGAUUUAUACAAAUGCUUCCACUUGCUUUUGAGAAGUUUCAGUUACACCUGAAAACUACUAAUUACAGUGUUAUUAGUAGUUCUCAUUAACCUGAAGCGUUAUUGUGACUGCUUUUCAAUAUUUUCUGCUGCCAUGUCUUUUCCUUUGCAGAUUACAUUCAUUUUAUUACAUUCUAUCAUUUCACACAGACCGUGUACUUUGCAUGUAGUCAUUCAAGUAAUAAAAAGAUGUUACAUCCUC
Molecule: messenger RNA, 5298 nt
Organism: Taeniopygia guttata (zebra finch)
Lineage: Eukaryota; Metazoa; Chordata; Aves; Passeriformes; Estrildidae
Source: RefSeq, a predicted model, not a curated record